Molecule: messenger RNA, 1080 nt
Organism: Hipposideros armiger (great roundleaf bat)
Lineage: Eukaryota; Metazoa; Chordata; Mammalia; Chiroptera; Hipposideridae
Product: di-N-acetylchitobiase-like
Exons: 6
Biological process (GO): chitin catabolic process; oligosaccharide catabolic process
Molecular function (GO): chitin binding; chitinase activity
Source: RefSeq, a predicted model, not a curated record
GUCUUUGUCUUUCAUGUUGGUGACAAAACUUGGAAAUCUUACGACUGGUCACAGAUUACAACGGUGGUACUUUUUAACAAUUAUGACCCAGAACUGAUGUGCUAUGCUCACUCCAAAGGGGCCAGAGUAGUGCUAAAAGGAGAUGUGUCGGUAAAGGCGAUCAUCAAUCCCACUUUCAGAGCAUCCUGGAUAGCUCAACAAGUUGACUUGUCCAAAAGACAGUAUAUGGAUGGAAUUAAUAUAGACAUAGAGCAAGAAAUGUCAAGUUCAUCACCUGAACACAAUGCAUUAACUGCUUUAGUCAAAGAAACUGUAGAUGCUUUCCAUCGUGAAAUUGAGGGAUCACAGGUAACCUUUGAUUUUAAUUGGACUCCAAAGUACACAGGCAGGCGCUAUAAUUAUUUUGAAAUUGCAAAUGCUUGUGACUUUGUCUUUGUGAUGUCAUACGAUGAACAUAGUCUGGUCUGGGCAGACUGUAUUGCAGGAAGCAAUGCUCCUUAUACUGACACAUUAACUGCAUAUGAUGACUACAUCAAGAUGGGCAUUAGCCCUAAGAAACUUGUAAUGGGUGUUCCCUGGUACGGUUAUGAUUACACCUGCCUGACUUUAUCGGAGGCUAAUGUUUGUACCACUGCAAAACCCCCUUACAAGAAGGGUCCUUGUGUGGGUGCUAAAAGUUAUCAGGUGCCCUAUAAAAUAAUCAUGAAGCAAGUAAACAGUUCUAUUUCUGGAAUCCAGUGGGAUAAAGAUCAGAAGGCUCCUUAUUAUAACUAUAAAGAUGAUGCUGGCCGUAUCCAUCAAGUGUGGUAUGAUAACCCGCAGAGCAUUUCUUUAAAGGCAGCAUAUAUACAAAGGCGUGGCUUACGCGGCAUUGGCAUGUGGCAUGCAAACUGUCUUGACUACUCUGGAGAUGCUGUAGCCAAACAGCAAGCUGAAGAAAUGUGGAAAGCCUUAAAACCAAAGCUAUAAAAACAUGAACAUCUUUUGUCAAACUAUUAAGACUUAGAAUAUUAUCUGUAUAAUCAGACCUAAUUUCUUGAGGAGAUAAAAGAAUGUAUACAUUUUUGUCAUGUUGCUAUA